Molecule: messenger RNA, 6544 nt
Organism: Triplophysa rosa
Lineage: Eukaryota; Metazoa; Chordata; Actinopteri; Cypriniformes; Nemacheilidae
Gene: bicra
Product: BRD4 interacting chromatin remodeling complex associated protein
Exons: 15
Coding region: 75-5531 (1818 amino acids)
Biological process (GO): positive regulation of DNA-templated transcription
Cellular component (GO): SWI/SNF complex
Source: RefSeq, a predicted model, not a curated record
GGUCCUGACGCGGAGCCCGUGCAGGGCCGUACUGGAGACCCCGCGCCGCCUGCACCUCUAUCGUCUCGGUUGAGAUGGAUGAUGAAGAUGGCAGGUGCUUGCUAGAUGUAAUUUGUGACCCACAAGCACUCAACGAUUUUCUUCAUGGAUCAGAAACACAAUUGGACACUGAUGACCUUUUGGAUGGCUCAAGUGACCCGUCCAGCUCGUUCUUCUCCAGCACUGGGGGCCAUGUUCCUGAGGUCCAACCCCAGGCUCAGCUGUCGACAAAUGAGCCAGGCCUCCCCAGAGUCAGCGUCGAUUUGGACUUUCUGGAGGACGAUGACAUCUUGGGGGGAUCGCCGGGAGGAGACAACGGAAGCAAUGGUGUCGGGACGAACCACGAGCCCUGUGACAUUUUGCAGCAGAGUCUGGCCGAGGCAAACAUCACAGAGCAGAGCCUUCAAGAGGCAGAAGCUGAGCUCGAUCUCAGUUCCUUUGGCUUAACUGGUCUCACGCAGGUAGUCCAACCCCUCCCCGAUGCCGGCCUGUCUGGGGUGGGCAUUGGAGGUGCCACUCAGAUUUUCACCAGCCAAGGCACCCCAAAUGCACCCUCUAAUGCCACCCCAGACAUGCUCGGCUCAGUCCUGGCACAUCCAGGCCUGCAGCUUCAACCCAAGGUGAUGAACAAGGCCAUCAGUGUCCAACCGUUUGUACAGCAAGUUGGGCUUGGAAAUGUAACCCUUCAGCCUAUUUCAAGCCUUCAGGCCUUACCGAACGGCAGUCAGUCUGGACAGUUGGGCAUCGGACAGAUUCAAGUCGUCGGCCAACCCACUGUAAUGACAAUAAACCCAUCUGGGCAGCAGAUCUUGACGAAAACCAUGGGUGGCUACCAAUUGCAUCAACCUGGGCCUGAGGCAGCAAACGCUGGAACGCAGGCUGGGCUUGGAAGCUCUGUUUUGGGCUCGGGAGGUGGACUGUUAAUCCAAGGGGGCAAGGCCACAUUAGGUUCCCCUGCCUUAAAUGGGCCAGCUGUGUGUUUAAGUAACACAAACACAAACAGCAGCGUAACCACGAUGGCCACCGCCAGUGGUAUUGUAGGUUUCGGUAACGCGUCUUUGAGCGCAGGAAUCGGGUCUCAGACCCAGCCGCAAGGCCAAAUCAUGCAGAAUGUCAUCAUCCAGCGAACGCCAACACCAAUACAGCCCAAACCUCCGCAAGGGGGUGCCAUCCAACCCAAAAUCUUCAAGCAACAGCAGCAACUUCCGGCCCCCCACGCCUUGCCAAACGAUGCUAAUAAAGCCAUCGGGGUGCAGCAAAUCCCAGUUUCCGCCGGUCAGAAUGUAACUUUCCUCACUGGGAAGCCUGCCUCAAAUGUAGUCUUGAGCACGCAGGCUGGGUCGCAGGGAACGCAGUUUUCUCAAGCGCUCUUUAAGCAACAGGGCGCCCAACAAUCAGGAAAACCACUCAGUGUUCACUUGCUAAACCAACAGGGCAGCAUCGUUAUUCCCUCCCAAACCGUCCUGCAGGGCCAAAACCAGUUUCUCUUACCGGGCCUUCAGGCUGGAGGUCAAAUCCUGGCCCAGCAUCCCAGUGGUCACAUCAUUACCAGUCAGGGACCUGGAGGGCAGAUAAUUGCUAAUCAGAUCUUGACAGCCAAUCAGAACAUCAACUUGGGUCAGAUGUUGGCCUCACAGGGUCACCCCGGCACUGCUCAUAUCCUCUCCGGACACAUUCAGCUGCAACCCGGUCAGAUGGGUCACCCCACAUUGUUCCAAAUGCCGGUGUCAUUAGCCCAAACGCAGACGCAAGCCCAUCCUGUAACGGGCCACGUGCAAACAGUCAUCCAAGGCAUGCCUAUACAGAAUUCCCUUUCCGUCGAGAGUCUCAGUCCUGCGGUCAGCUUACAGACGCUGCAGCAGUCUGGUGGCAUUCCGAGUAAUAGUAGCAGUGGAACGACAGCCAUGGCACCGUGCCAGCCUGGGGAGGGUAUCACGGUGCUGGGCGGCAGCACAGACCCGGCUGUCCAGGCUGCGCAGGCUCAACACCAGACUUCAAUCCUCACUGUUCAGUCAACUCCAGCGGUUUCCAUAGCCGCUUCAGUUCCUUCCUCCUCAUCUCCAUCGCCAACGAUGGCCACAUCCACACCGUCAAUGAUGGGGUUGGGUCCUCAUGCCCAACACAGCCCCGGAAAGGUGUUGUUCACGUCGUCCGGUUCCAGCAUGAUCCUGAGCCAGGAGUCUCUACAGAUGUUCCUGCAGCAGGAGCAACAGCACCAAGCAGGAAAAGAGCCACCUGCCGCUGUAGGUGUACCCGCAUCUGUUAUCGUCAGCGGCAGCAGUUCUGGUUCCGCCCCUUCAGGCCAUGACAACUUGUUAGCUGAAACUCGGCAGAGGCAGAGUCCAAGCCCCUCCCUUGACCCCGCCCACAUGGCAACAGUGGUUAACAAGGUUCCAUCAGCAGGACAUCCACAGACUAUAAAGAUCCAAAGCGCCUCCCCGUCUCGAACAGUGGUCACCCAUUCACCGACACCCACCCGGUCCGACAGCCCUCAACCCACCCAGGUGUCUCCCCUGACAAUCGGGCAUCAGAUCCAGUCUCCUCACCAGCAGUCUCGUCCUCCCUCACAGCCUCAGCCCCAGACUCAAGCUCAUACUCCCUCACGCUCUUGCACCCCUUCUUCUCUGCCUCCUCUUUUCAUCAUACAAAAUCAGAUUGGAGGUUCUCCGCAAGCGCACCAGCCGGCACCUCCACCGCAGCAGCAACCUCAGCAGAUUCAAGUGCAGCUUCAACCGCAAGUUCUUCCUCAGACCCUGCCUCAGCCAGCCACCCUGCAGCCGGACGUACCACCUCCCUCCUGCUCCCCGAAGCCUCCGCAGCCACUUCCCGCGCAGUUCCAAUUCCACCCGGCAAGCAGCUUGUCCUCGGGCACACCGGUGAAACAGCAGGUGACUGUGGUGCCCGGGCUGACCGCAGAUCAGCAGCAUCAUUUACAGCUGGUCAGCGCGCAGCUGCAGACCAUGUCAUCAAUCGCACAACCUUCUCCACAACAGAAGCAGCUUUUGGAAAAGCUUCACCAGCUCCAGCAAAACAUUCUCCUCCAGGCUAAGCAGCAGGUUCAGGCUCAAGCCCAAGCGUCUCAACAACAGGCCACAAACCAGUUCAAUAAACUGCCUGAUCAGGCCUCAAUCCAGACCGCAACAUCCACGGCCAGCGGCACCAUCCAACCUUCUGUCACAUCACUUCUGCAGCAGAAAUCUGUGCUUGUCAAGUCCUCUACUACAGGUGCAAAUGACACACAAGUAUUUUCUGCGGUGUCAGCCGGAUCUUCGGCGAACCAAGGAAUCACUUCUCCAAACCUCACACAGGCCGUUCAGGCCAAGUCAGGAGUCAUAAGUUCAGUUGGUGGACUGGCUCUGGGUAAAACAGGUUUGCAGAUUCAGGUUUUGGGCACCGGAUUGUCUCAGAUGCCUGCACCUCCACCACCUGCUCCUGUACAAACACAGACAUCAACGUUAAAAAGGCCCUUUGGUAUGGAACCAAGCAAAGAAGCCAGGAUGCUGGAACAGCUGCGAAAACAACAGGGCUCGGUGCUGCAUCCUGACUACAGCUCGCCUUUCGGCUCGUUUGAGGACACACUUCAUCGACUCCUGCCGUACCACCUGUACCAAGGCAUGGCUUCAUCAUCAGAAGAUUACCGCAAAGUGGAUGAUGAAUUUGAAAGCGUCUCGAACCAACUCUUAAAGCGCACACAAGCGAUGCUGGAUAAAUAUCGUCACUUGCUCUUCGAGGAAUCAAAGCAGAGGCUGGGUCCCUCUGCAGAGAUGGUUAUGAUUGACCGCAUGUUCAUUCAAGAGGAGAAGGUCGCUCUGAGUCAGGACAGGGUUCUGGCCAAGGAGAAACCAGAAGAAUUCGUGGCUAGUACCUGUUUGCUGGACAGCACUGCAGUCAGACCUAUAAAGGUAGAGCUGAGCUCUGUAAGAACUGCAACACCGGCAGUUGGAACUCCACCUGUUGCAGCUACUCCAGCUGCAGCUAUUGCCCCUGCCCCAACUCCUGCUGCUGCCUACGCCCCUACUCCUGCAUCUGCCACUACUCCUGCUUCCGCCCCUGCACCCUUCCCUCCCACUAAACUGGUGAUAAAGCAAGGUGGAGGGAGCGCGUCUGUAUCCUGGUCCACCAGUUCCACCCCUACGCCCGCUCCUGCGGUCCGGCCCUCUGCGGAGCCAGUCACACCGAGCACCUCCUUCAGCCGCACUCCGUCCUCCUCCCGACCUGCAGCUGCCGACGAUGACGACGAUGUCACGCUUCCCCAACGAACCAGCAAGCCGCCCAUAAAGACCUACGAGGCACGCCGGAGAAUAGGUUUGAAGCUCAAGAUCAAACAGGAGGCGGGAUUCAGUAAGGUGGUUCACAACACCGCUCUAGAUCCGGUCCACUCCCAAUCCAAGCUCAUGGCACAACCACCGAUCCCUGAGCCGCCUCAAAAAGUCAAGCCACCUUUAACCACACCCACCACUGUCAUAAGAACUCCACCCCCAGCUUCCUACCCCACCCCCUCAUCCACUCUCACUACAGUAACCGCACAUAAAGGCUCCGCCUCCAGUAGCGCAACUUCCUCUAGCAGAGCCCUGCCCUCCUCCUCUUCUUUCUCCUGGUCUACAUCGUCCCCUUCUACGUCCACGGCCCAAAUGAACGGCACUCUAGAACACCAUGAGGUGGGCGGAGUCAAACGCAAUCCAGCAUCCACGGCCACUCCUCCGCUGACCACGUGCCGGCUCCCGCUCAGAAAGACGUACCGUGAGAACAUCAGUCCUCGUCACAGGCCCGGCGUGCCAGGAGGCGGAGAUACGUUGCCUUUUAUGCCAGCAGGACCUCCUCUUACCUCCUCCCCUCAACCGCAAAGCUCCUCUCCUCAACCCGAACGAACUGUGAUAGCCAGCGUGAAACUAGAGAGGCAGGGCGGACACGGGCACACACACGCCGAAUCACAAGGCCUUGCAGCGGUAGAGGACGUUCUUUACCGCGGUAUCAAAAACGCGUACCAGGACCACCCGGAUUCCUCGGACAAAGAGGACGAGGCGGUGGACGGCGGUGGCGUGGGUCGAUUAAAAGGCAUAGGGGGAAAAAACAGGGAUGGAGGAAGGGGUGCUUUCAGGAGGGAUCAGCACGCUCCCGGACCGCCUUCUUUAGGAGAGUCUUCCUGCACAAGAGACUCCUCACUUCCUGCCAAACGCUGUAAAUCGGACUCUCCUGACAUGGACAACGCGAGUUUUUCCAGCGGCAGCCCACCGCCUGACGACUCGCUCAACGAGCACCUGCAGUGUGCCAUAGACAGUAUACUGAACCUCCAACAGGGCCCUCCCGGCCACGGAGGAUCCGGGCGAGGGACGUUAGGGAGGGUUCACGGGGCCAACCUGCCUAACCAGCACCAAACCCACCCCUCCUACAGACCCCCCGUAUCGUCUCAGCCCUCUUCGGCCCCCAUGUCCCAGCAUCCACAGGGAAGAGGACAGAAUGGGAAUUUGGUUUCACAGACACACAGUAGAUAACAGGCCCUGUAGUGGAAAUUGACUGAAAGACUGAAAAAGCAGAAGGUCAAUGGAUAGGGGAAGUAAACAGAGACACUUUUCCCAUGUUAAGCUGUGUUUGCUUUCUUUGUCUGUGGUUUGUGCUGAUGAAAUGUGUUCUUUUGGUUUACAUAUGGCCCUUUAAGUGUAAAGGAUAAAGUGCACUUGGGUUCGAAAUUUUGUCCCUCUUUGUUUUUUCUGGAUGUGAUACCGGGACCGCUCCUACGUCAGUUUCAAAACAUUUUUGUGAGAGUCACAAAUAUAUGACCAGUCAUUUAAUAAAUAAUGUGCUAUUGUAGUUACUGUGAUAUUAUGAACAGAAUGCAGAAACUCAUGAAAUUUGGCAUAUAAAGCAGUACUUUUGGAAAACUCUUUUUUUUGGAGAGACCAAUUGAUCAGUUGUCUAUAGAAUGAUCUCCAUCAUAACGUAUUUGUUUUUUUUUUUUGAGAACACCGCAGGAUCAAUAGCGCAUAAUAAUUUGGUGUUCUCCCCAAUAUGAAUUCUGGUCUCGGUCAACACUUUUGUUAUCUUAAUACAGGAAUGAACACCAGAACUGUAGAGAAUCUGUUGAGCUGAAUGCAUUCCAGUAUCAAGAGCACAUUUACAAAUCAAACACGAUCACAGCACAGAGUUGUUGGGACUAAUCAUGUUGCAAUAUUACCUGUAAACCGGGUUUAAAGUCACAGACAAGAAAAUUUCGUUCCCUCCGAUUGUUUUGUAGACGUGUGUUUAGAUGCUCACACAAACACACACUGAAGACAUAAUCACGGAAGGAUUUCACUUCGGACCGUUCAGAAGCAAACACAGCAAAAGCAAUGACAUGGAACAAAAGAACAAUAAUAAUGUAAAGAGAAGAAAAUAGAACUGUAAGAAUUUGAAGUAUAGUACUACAGAUUAAUUUUGUAUUGUAUUUAUUGUGUAUAAUGACACUUUUUAAAAACUGUACAUUUAGUAAAACUGUAAAUUAAACCUUGCUUCUUUUAUGAAACGCUUG